AUGAGUUACGCAGAAGAAGUCUCUCCUUAUGGAAACCCAUAUUCCGUACAAGACGAGAAUGCUUACGCUCCAGCAGGUGCAGCCGCUACUCAGGGCUAUGAAAUGAGCUCACCUUAUGCAGCCGCUAAUGCUACAAACUCCUCUGCAACUGCCAUCUCUACAGGCGGUGCUGCCUCGGCAAACCCCUACGCAAAUGCACCUUCCACAACUAACUCUACAAUCCAGCAACAACAAUCUAAUUAUCAAACUAAUAUCCCUCCAGCAACUGCCACUGCAGGUAAAACUCACGAUGAUAUCACCUCUUUCUUUGCCGAGGUCGACGAUAUUAAGAAAAACUUGGCUCAGUAUGACGACAAUAUUGACCGCAUCGAGUCUUUACAUGAACGGUCUCUUGCCGAGGUCAAUGAUGAGCAGCUCCAAGUUAUUAACUCUCAAAUGCAAGCUCUUGUCGACGAGACUUCAGCUCUAGCAAAGGACCUUCGUCAGCGUAUCCAAGCUCUCCUUAACCGUUCUCAACGUGACAAUACUAAAAACGUCCAAGCAAAUACCGUCAGACAUCAAUUCCAAGCUUCUGUCAAGCGCUACCAAGGUAUCGAAGCUGCUUUCCGCAAGCAGUACCGUGAUCGCGCCGAGCGCCAGUAUCGCACAGUGUACCCUGAGGCCUCGGAAACUGAGGUCAAUGAAGCAGUUCAGCAGAUUAUGGAAGACACCAAUCCAGCUGCAAACAAUCAGAUUUUUGCUCAAGCACUGCUUAACAGCAACCGUCGUGGAGAGGCCCAAUCUGCUUUGAAUGAAGUCAAUGCUCGUCACCAGGGAAUUGUCCAGAUUGCUAAAACCAUGGAAGAGCUUGCACAACUGUUUCAAGAUUUGGAAACAAUGGUGGCAGAGCAGGAGGCGCCUGUCCAACAGAUUGAGGUUCGUGCUCAACAAGCUCAGCAGGAUAUUGAACGCGGAGUCGGUGAGACGUCGCAGGCUGUUCGCCAUGCGCGCGCUGCCCGUAAGAAGAAGUGGAUCUGCUUGGGUAUUGUGAUUCUUAUUUGUGCUAUUCUUGCAGGUGUUCUUGGUGGUGUCUUGGGUUCGAGAUAA
This is a messenger RNA of Magnusiomyces paraingens, 1086 nucleotides long. RefSeq lists its product as uncharacterized. Lineage: Eukaryota; Fungi; Ascomycota; Dipodascomycetes; Dipodascales; Dipodascaceae. The record is from RefSeq and is a predicted model, not a curated record. Gene Ontology annotation, molecular function: SNAP receptor activity; SNARE binding. Gene Ontology annotation, biological process: intracellular protein transport; exocytosis; vesicle fusion. Gene Ontology annotation, cellular component: endomembrane system; SNARE complex; plasma membrane. Bases 1 to 1086 code for a protein of 361 amino acids. The transcript has 3 exons.